CAGUAUGGCGUAUCACUGGAACUUUGAUUCUCUCUUUUCUCUCACACCCAUACAAAUCUCUAUUUAAAUACAAGCUUAGCCCACUGCUUUCUUCCAUGCACUUGUCUUCUCCACUCCCCAACACCCACUACUUGUGUUUUUGUGCUCUUUCCUUUUUUAUCUUCUUCUUCUUCUUAAGAGAGAGCCACCAUUGUGGUCUCUUUCCACCUCCAUAAAUUGUGUGUCUGACACUUCUGUUUCUCUUCACUUUCUUCUUUCUGACAUUUUCUUUUCCUUCUCCUUCUUCCCAUUUGUCUCGAUCUCUUUGAAUACUUCUCCAUUUGUCUCUUGACUUCGUCUCUUCUCUAGUAAUUACAUUAGAUUUGAGGUUACAGGGUAAGAUGUCUAGCAGAAGAUCACGCUCGAGGCAAUCCGGAGGUUCCAGGAUCACGGAUGACCAGAUCAAUGAUCUGGUUUCCAAGUUGCAACAGCUUCUUCCUGAGAUUCGAGGCAGGCACUCGGACAAGGUCUCGGCAGCUAAGGUCUUACAGGAGACAUGCAACUAUAUUAGAAGCCUGAACAGAGAGGUUGAUGACCUAAGUGAGCGAUUGUCCGAGUUAUUGGCAACAACAGACUCUGCCCAGGCAGCCAUUAUUAGGAGUCUACUUACGCAAUAGGCCUUUGUCUUUCUUCUUUUGUUCUCUCCCCUUUAUCUAGGGCUUGUUACCAGACCCAAAAAAGAGAGUUGCAGUUGAGUUGCAAAGCUCUGCUAAGUUAAGGAAUAUAAUAAAAAGGGCUCAAGCGCUUAAAAGGCCUCUCAUUUUCCGACAUAAAAA
Messenger RNA from Vitis riparia (riverbank grape), 815 nucleotides. RefSeq names its product transcription factor PRE3-like. Lineage: Eukaryota; Viridiplantae; Streptophyta; Magnoliopsida; Vitales; Vitaceae. Gene Ontology annotation, molecular function: protein dimerization activity. The record is from RefSeq and is a predicted model, not a curated record. Gene Ontology annotation, biological process: regulation of growth; regulation of DNA-templated transcription. The transcript is spliced from 2 exons. The coding region runs from base 381 to 656 and encodes 91 amino acids.